AUGGCCACUGGGCAGUCUUUAUCGGAUGAGAAGUUGUUGACGUGCAUUGACGGGGCCUUGAAGAGCGACGCCUUCCCCAAGUUCGCCGUGACGGAGAGUUCGGAUGACAAACCCGGCGCCGUGCUCGACAUCCUGAACACCAGCGAUGUUGAUGCGUAUAGGUUUUGGGAGAGCAUCUCAAAGGAGACGUCCAAGACGGAGGUCCCUGCGCUACCCGAAGCGAUCGAGACAACUCCGACGGAGGGCCAGACGCCGCCUGUCACGGAGUCGCAACCGAAGGAGCCUGCUUCGUCUGCGCAUUAUCCACCCAAACGUAGAAAUGCGAGUCAACAGGAGAUAUGGGACGUCGAUGACGAGUAUCACGAUGACGAAGAUCCGGGCUAUCGAAUCCGGGAGAUUUACGAGGCAGAGCUGCUUGCCGAGCUCUCACAGAAGCUGGGCUCAACGAAGUCAGAGACUCCUGCAGCCGAUGAACUGACAUCAGCUGCUGCAGCCGAGCAAGGUGAUGCCCCAGCUGAGACGGCAGCCAAUCCUCAGUCCCCAGAGCCAGGCUCUGAUUCCGGUGAGAAGGCAGGAGAGGAUGCGGUCAGCGAGGCCUUGGGUGCCACUCCGCAAGGAGGUUCCGAGAGAGAGCCACGCUCUGCGUCACCUACAUUUGGCGGCGCACCUCCUGACGAUGCCGCGGAGGACACUGCAGUCAGCGGACCCCCUGAUGCGGAAGGAGAAGGAAGUCCGCUGAAUUCUGGCACGCCUCGUACCGAUGUGCUAUUGAAGCCUGUCAAGUCACACGAUUCAGGGCCAUGA
Symbiodinium natans is the source of this 804-nucleotide messenger RNA. Lineage: Eukaryota; Dinophyceae; Suessiales; Symbiodiniaceae. The record is from the annotation of a GenBank genome assembly.